AUGAAUGUGGCAGUAGUGAGAGAGACCCAGCACAUGCUCAGCAAAUUAAUAAAGAAAACUCCUCUCCCUCAGAAACUGCUGAACAGACCCCCGUUUCGAUUCCUCCAUGACAUCUUCACUGAGGUCAUCAGGACCACUGGUUUUAUGAAAGGCCUGUAUGAAGAAAAGGAAAUGAGUUCAGAGAACAUUAUGGAAAGGCAAUCCAAGAUAGCCUUCCUCCAGAAAGCCAUAGAUGUUGUGAUGCUGGUGAGUGGUGAGGCCCUGCUCGCAAAGCCAGCAGAGAUUGUAGCUGGUCAUCAGCCUGUGAAAACCAAUGAGCUGCUCCAGGCCAUCGCUAAGUGUUGCCUCAACAAGAUGCCAAGUAAUGAUGCAGUGAGGAAAGUACUUGGUGGAAAAAAGGUGGACAUGAGGACAAAAGCCAGCACAUCCAGGUCCCAGCCAAAACAGAGGGCUGGGGCAAAACAGCCCAACCUGUAUCAGCUUCUGAAAAUCCAGGUAGAAAACCCCGGCUUUCAUCUGCUGAAGGGCUGA
This is a messenger RNA of Platichthys flesus (European flounder), 531 nucleotides long. RefSeq names its product TRAF3-interacting protein 1-like. Gene Ontology annotation, molecular function: microtubule binding. Bases 1 to 531 code for a protein of 176 amino acids. Lineage: Eukaryota; Metazoa; Chordata; Actinopteri; Pleuronectiformes; Pleuronectidae. The transcript has a single exon. Gene Ontology annotation, cellular component: centrosome; ciliary basal body; axoneme. Gene Ontology annotation, biological process: intraciliary transport; cilium assembly; regulation of microtubule cytoskeleton organization. The record is from RefSeq and is a predicted model, not a curated record.